Cuscuta epithymum is the source of this 377-nucleotide messenger RNA. The record is from the annotation of a GenBank genome assembly. NCBI's taxonomy places the organism in Eukaryota, Viridiplantae, Streptophyta, Magnoliopsida, Solanales, Convolvulaceae.
CAAAAUACGAGUAUCUCUCAUACAGUAGGAGGCAGCAAAAACUGGAGCAAAGAUGAAGAUAUAGCACUAACAAGGGCUUGGCUAUAUAUUUCUGUUGAUGCUGAUGUCGGUAACAAUCAAAAAAUUGCUAAUAUGUGGAAUCGUAUCUUCCAAGUUUGGAGGGAGAAAAUGGGAACUUAUGAUGAGUCUCGCACAACAAAUGCCUUGCAAUCUCGUUGGAGUAAGAUCGUACCUGCAGUGAACAAAUUUCAUGCUUUAUAUGAGCGACUACAAAGGAAUCCAAAGAGUGGAGCAAGCCAAGAAGAUAUGAGGCGAGAGGCAAUGCGCAUGUACGAAGAUAUUAAUCAAGGUCAAUCUUUCAAGUAUGAACAUUGUUG